Molecule: messenger RNA, 3555 nt
Organism: Fomitiporia mediterranea MF3/22
Lineage: Eukaryota; Fungi; Basidiomycota; Agaricomycetes; Hymenochaetales; Hymenochaetaceae
Product: heme peroxidase
Exons: 21
Coding region: 1-3432 (1143 amino acids)
Biological process (GO): response to oxidative stress
Molecular function (GO): heme binding; iron ion binding; oxidoreductase activity, acting on paired donors, with incorporation or reduction of molecular oxygen
Source: RefSeq, a predicted model, not a curated record
AUGUCGGCAUUUGUCGCUGCAAUUGCGACGCGCGUGUCCGACUCGGCAGAUGCUGUCGCUCGCUCAGUUGCGCCAGUCGAUACAGACGGUGCCGGAACUCUGGCAGACGUCCUCCACAAGAGUGCACAAGAUGUUGCUAUCUUUGCUGAACGUGGUCCAGGCUUUCGCCUGAGAGACAUUCCUGCUUAUAUUGAUGCAAUCAAAAAUAUCAAUGGCGGAGAGGGCAUGGACGACCGAAAGAUGUUUCUCGAGAAGGUCCUCGUUUUGAUGUCGCGCCUGCCGGACGACAGUGAAUUCGCGAAGUCACUCCAAGUUUUUGUCAUCGACACGCUAUACAAAGACCUCCCUCAUCCACCUGCUGCAUACAUUCCGACACUGUCUGCUGGUGGGGGUGCACACUCGUAUCCAUCCACAAGUGCUGCAAGUUAUGCUAAUGUGAACAGUCAUGCCAAUGGACAUGCAAAUGGGUCUGCCCACCAUGACUCAGAGUCCCACGCACGCCGUCCUUACUCGGACCCAUCUUACAACGCACGACGGCCAUAUGCUGCACGAAGCGCCGAUGGCACCGGCUAUAGCACAGUGUAUCCUGAUAUGGGAGCAGCGCGCAAGCCGUAUGCCCGAACCGUACCUUCGACGCAUGCGUAUUCGCGCUGGCCGGACGCUGGUCUCGUAUUCGAUGCGCUUUUGGCGCGGCAGCCCUCCGGUACGACUAACGGCAUCUUGCCUUCGUCAAAUCCAGACGCGAUUCCUGGACAUACGACGCUUCCACCAACGAACAACAGAGGGUUUGCACCUCAACCCGGCGGACUCAGUUCGUUGUUUUUCGCAUUCGCUGAUCUUGUUAUCCAUUCGUGUUUCAACACAAGCCAUUCUGACUGGGGCAUCAAUAACGUAUCUUCCUAUCUCGACUUGAGCCCUCUAUACGGUAGCAGCGAUGCAGACUUGCAAAAAGUAAGGCGAUUCGACGGAACAGGUAGGCUAUGGGAGGAUGUAUUUGCGGACGCAAGGGUGCUCUUUAUGCCUCCAAGCGUACCAGCUCUACUCGUCUUAUUUUGCAGGAAUCAUAAUUUCAUCGCUUCAAAACUCCUGGCAAUCAACGAAUCAGGCACGUUCAAAUCUGGCGAAGCGCUUGCAGACCUGAGCGACGAGGAUAGAAAGGCCCAAGAUGAUGAACUUUUUGCACGUGCCAGACUCGUAAACUGCGGCUGGUUUAUGCGUGUUAUCCUGGGCGACUAUGUCGGUGCUAUUUUAGGACUGGUGAGGGAUGGCUUGGAAUGGCGCUUGGACCCAUUGGCUGAGUCGCGUGAGCCAGACCAUUCUGUGAGCCCUCGGGGUGAAGGCAAUGUUGUGUCCCUCGAAUUCAACCUUCUUUACCGUUGGCAUGCUGCAAUCAGUGAACGCGACACGGCUUGGACAGAGCAUGCAUUCGAAGAGUACUUCGAGACUACAGACUUCAAAUCUAUUACGAUAGAACAGUUUGAGCGUACUUUGGCACAAAAGCUUCGCCCCGAUCCGGAUGUAAGAAAGUGGACGUUCGAUAACGUGGACAAUCAACCUCUUGCUCGUGAUCCAUCCACGGGUGGCUUUAAUGAUGGAGACCUCGCUGCCCUCAUACAGGCAGCGACAGCAGCACCUGCUGGCGCGUUUAAGGCACGCGGUAUACCCGAAGUCCUCCGCGUGGUGGAGAUAAUGGGUAUUGAGCAAGCGCGCCAAUGGGGAACCGCUACGAUGAAUGAGUUUAGGCAAUUUAUGGGACUGAAGCCGUUUUCGAGCUUUGAAGAAUGGAACUCGGACCCAGAAAUACAUAAAACUGCGGAGAUGCUCUACGGCGAUAUUGAUAAUCUCGAACUUCAUGUUGGUCUCCAAGCAGAGGAGGCGAAGCCUCCUAUUCCUGGGGCAGGGCUUUGUCCUGGCUAUACAAUCUCUCGUGCCAUCCUUUCGGACGCCGUUGCUCUCGUCAGAGGCGAUAGAUUCCUUACGACCGACUUCACCGUCUACAACCUAACGUCGUGGGGCUACUUAGAUUGCUUCCCACAGAAGUAUGACGGUGCAUACGGCGGUGUACUCACGCGUCUGCUAUACCGCACUCUUCCAGAAUAUUAUCCUGCUCGGUCGACGUAUGCGCGUUUCCCAUUCAUGGUUCCUAGCGAAAUGCGUGGAUACCUUUUCAAGCUCGUCAAUAGUCCGGUUAGAAAUUAUGAAUUUGCACCUCCAAAGCCUCCGGCUCCCGUAGUUGUGCUGAGGGAUUACAAGAAUGUGAAAGUGGUCUUAGCGAGACCAGACGAAUACAAAUCCGACGCGAAGCAGAAGAUAGUUGAGUUGACCAGUGACACUACGCUCGACAUUCACCUCGUCAACAAAACGCUCAAUUUCUUCAUCGAAAGGAGAAACUAUCCCUCUAUCUUUGAACACAUUGCAGGCAAGCUCAUCGAGGAAAAAUCCAUCUCGUGCCCCGGUUCGAGAAACGUCAAGUAUAUUGACGUUGUUCGGGACGUCAUUAACCUUGUACCAGUCUACUUUGUCGCGACAGAACUCAUGGGCCUGCCGAUUAAGACUGACGACACGCCACGCGGUCUAUUCCGUGAUACGGAAUUUGCGGCUAUGUUCAUGGACGUUUGCAACUUUGUUUUCAUAAACACAGAUGGGUACAUGGACUGGGUGUUACGCGAGAGGUCGACAAGGUCUACUCGGAAGGUCACUGAGAAUUUGAGCGAACACCUAAAGAGGCUUUCGCAAAGGAGCAUCGUGGGCAAACUUGCAGACUCUGUUCUGCAGUGGUAUACCGGCGAAGACAAUUUUAGCGACACGUUCCUCGCCAAAGUUCUUAGUAGCACAAUGCACGAUAGGAGAACACUCGUGAACAGCUUAUUCGGAGCUCUUAUUCCUUCAAUCUCGCUGUUCUCGAAGUCAAUUUCGCAUAUUCUGGACUUUUUCCUGCAGGACGAGCAGGCGGACGUCCGGAGAGAUCUAGUAGCCUUGUGCAACACUGGCUCAGCAAGGGCUGAUAAGGAGGUAUACCAACUUGCAUGUGAAGCACUCCGUCUCAAUCCCCCAGUGUUGAGUCUGAUGAGGAAAGAGAGUAACCCUGGCGGCGAACCAGCUAAAGUGUACCUUAGUAUUGUGGAAGCGAAUCUCGACCCGACGGCUUUUGGAGACAACCCUAGCUCUCUUGAUUAUAGACACCUCCCAGGGCAAGCCCUCCUCGGUCUGGAGGAGUACGGACUUACAAAUUCGACGUUCUUUGAGUCGAUCGUUCCAAGGGUUCUCCGCGCUAUCUUCACCUUGAAGAAUGUCCAGAGGGCAACAGGGCCCAUGGGCACGCUUAACAGGAUCGUCGAGACUGAGCGUGGCUGUCCUGAAGUCGAGUACUUGGAUGAGAAGAGUGAGAUCACGCCAUUCCCUGUGUCUAUGGUUAUUCAGUACGAAGUGUGAAGUCGUUUAGGAUGCCCCACGUCAGCAACCGUGUUUCAGUUAUGGACUUGACGCUCAGAAUCAAUUCCGACCCCUUAAAGAAAUACAAAACCACGAGUAUUAAUAGUCUAUCGUAUUUGUGCC